Messenger RNA from Anopheles maculipalpis, 492 nucleotides. Its product is annotated as calmodulin. The record is from RefSeq and is a predicted model, not a curated record. Gene Ontology annotation, cellular component: myosin II complex. The transcript has 4 exons. The coding region runs from base 5 to 454 and encodes 149 amino acids. Gene Ontology annotation, molecular function: calcium ion binding. NCBI's taxonomy places the organism in Eukaryota, Metazoa, Arthropoda, Insecta, Diptera, Culicidae.
UGCAAUGGCCCGUUACUUCAAGGAACAAGAUAUCGAUGAGUUUCGUGAGUGUUUUUACUUAUUCGCUCGCUCAGGCCACAUAACGACGCUGGAUGAGCUAACGGUAAUAAUGCGUUCGCUGGGACUUUCCCCCACCAUACAAGAGCUGACCCAGUAUCUGAAGAAGAAAAAUGGACGCAUGAGUUUUGCUGAUUUUCUCGAGGUCAUGCAUCAGCAUUCGCGCGUAGAAAACCUUCCCGACGAGGUGGUGCAAGCGUUCAAGGCCGGAGAUAAAGCCGGUCGUGGAACAAUCCCAGCAAGACAGCUGCGUCAUCUUCUGCAGAACUGGGGCGAAGGGCUGUCGUAUCGUGAGGUGGAUAACAUUUUUCGUGAAGCAAAUGUAUCGAGCAGCGGUCAUGUUCGGUACAGUGAUUUCGUGCGAGUAGCUUGUGCUCCGGUUCCGGAUUAUUAUUGACGAAUAGUCGUAUAAGUAUAAUUUUUACAUUCCAUCCG